Molecule: messenger RNA, 780 nt
Organism: Triticum aestivum (bread wheat)
Lineage: Eukaryota; Viridiplantae; Streptophyta; Magnoliopsida; Poales; Poaceae
Exons: 5
Coding region: 16-780 (254 amino acids)
Biological process (GO): urate catabolic process
Cellular component (GO): peroxisome
Molecular function (GO): 2-oxo-4-hydroxy-4-carboxy-5-ureidoimidazoline decarboxylase activity
Source: RefSeq, a predicted model, not a curated record
UCUUAUGAUAGAAGCAUGGGGCGGCCGAGGGACGAGCGCGGUCGACACGGGUGGCCGGUGAGUAGGAGCGGCAAAACGGCAGCAACGACGGCAGCCGGCGGCGAGGGGAGCUUGCAGUGGUUCGUGAGCAGUGGGAAGGAGAGAAAAAUCAUGGCCGUGGAGUCUCUGCUGAAGGUAGAAGAAAGGAAAAAAGGAGAGGCAGGAAAAAAGAUAAGGAUAGGAAGGGGCGGUUGUGCGAGGCCCAUCACAUACACACGUCUUGCUCGGGGGUUGUUUUCGUGGACGUUGGGGCCAGCGUGGCGCGCGAACCGGCCGAACGUUCGGCCGGUGCCUCGGCCCCAAACGUUUACCUUCUUCUUAUGUCUGUUGGUAUCAAUUAGUUCGUCACUUCAUCAUCGGGCCAUCAGUCAUCACUACAGAUGGAGCAAGGAGGAGCAUUCAGCUGUACUUUCCACAGCCACUGAUUCCACCGCGCAGGAAUUGUCAGAAUGGAAUGCGAAAUACUGGGACAAGUUUGGGUUUGUCUUCAUGAUAUGCGCGUCCAAGAGGACCGCUCCUGAGGUACACAAAAGUGAGGCCAUGACCGAGCUAGGCGGCGGUGGACUAGAGAAUUUAUCUCUGUUAACCACCCCCCUUAAAUUCCAAUGUGUGGUUUCUGUAAUCGAUCGUGUAUUGUUAUGUUAUCCAAUGCACAGAAUUUGUCAGAAGAGGAAGCUUCCUGAUGCAGUGUACGUGGGUGUUAUGAUGCAGAUUGCGCACAAUCAAGACUUGGGGUUGUAG